Molecule: messenger RNA, 1176 nt
Organism: Sclerotinia trifoliorum
Lineage: Eukaryota; Fungi; Ascomycota; Leotiomycetes; Helotiales; Sclerotiniaceae
Source: the annotation of a GenBank genome assembly
CUGGAGCAAUUAUCAGAGCUUUAUCAAGAGCAAAGUCCAGAUUCCCAGAUUCACAUCAAUAUACUUCUCAACUUACGUUGCCCCUAAACGUCCAAUAUCAAUCAACAACAUUGCUUCAAAUCGGAAACUUCAAGUGCCAACAAUAACUACAUAGUUUCUUAAUUAUACCUAACACUAUUGAAAGCUUUCAUUAUGAGGGUCACUCCUCCUCUUUCUAAGGGCUUUUUUGGCCGAAGCGUAGAUGAAUUCAAACGGUUAUCAAUGAGUGGUGAGUUUCCGGAUACCUAGCUAAAGUUUUAAACAUCACCAAGCUUACUUUAUCUAGCACUCACUGCAGAAGGUACAAGAAGAGCAACAUCUCCAUUGCAUCUUGUAAAUUUCCACAAUGCCGAAUCCAUAAAAGCUUGUAAAGUCUUCUCGGACGCUGAUACGGGAGGCUUUUCACGAGUACAUUUCGAUUGGAUACCUCCCUCCGAGAAUCCCAAUCCUACUCCCUCCGAGAACAAGAAUGGACACGUCAAAUUCCAUGGAAACAUAUCAAUAGACUUGCCGCCGAACAAGCCCCAAAUACAGCGAAGUGGCUAUGCAGCUUGGAGGACUCUUGAUCAACCAUCCACAAUAUUUGGAAAAACAUUAUGGACCAUAGAUCCAUAUGCAUUGCUCGCCCUGCGCAUCAAGAGUGACGGGAGGAAGUAUUUUGUGAACAUACAAACGGAAUCAAUCGUACCUACGGAUAUACACCAACAUCGAUUAUAUGCGCGAAGGCCUGGGGAGUGGGAGACAGUAUUGAUUAAAUGGAAUGAGUUUGUGCGCACGAACCAUGGUGUUGUCGUAGAACCACAAGGCGAAAUGUUGAGGCAGAAGGUACGGACGGUAGGAAUAGGAUUAAUUGAUAGAGUUCCUGGUGAUUUUCAGCUCUGUGUGGAGAGAAUAUGGGCCACCAAUGGAUUGAGUGAGGAGGACCUAGAAGAAGAUGGCAGAAAGGAAGAGGGACAACUGAAGAGCAAACAUGGCGCGAAUAUCAGAUGGAGUGAGGAGAAAGCCGGCAAGCCUCCUUCAUAACAAAAUCUCAUAAUGAAAAUUAUAACUUUACUUGAGGGGAAAUUGUUCUGGCUCAUUAUGUUUCACAAUACCGGAACUGGAGGCUGAAGCUUUUGCUGCAUCUACCAAUUAUAU